This is a messenger RNA of Pogona vitticeps (central bearded dragon), 6301 nucleotides long. It is a transcript of the gene FAR1, whose product is annotated as fatty acyl-CoA reductase 1. Gene Ontology annotation, cellular component: peroxisome. Gene Ontology annotation, molecular function: alcohol-forming very long-chain fatty acyl-CoA reductase (NADP+) activity. Gene Ontology annotation, biological process: long-chain fatty-acyl-CoA metabolic process. The record is from RefSeq and is a predicted model, not a curated record. NCBI's taxonomy places the organism in Eukaryota, Metazoa, Chordata, Lepidosauria, Squamata, Agamidae.
GAGGAGGAGGGGAGGAUGGACGCAGAGCGGGUUUCUGAGGAGAAGCAAGGAGGCCUCGGGUGGGCCCUGGAGUCUUCUCUGAGGCGAAUGACGGGAGAGGGAGAAAGCAUUAUGGGAUGGAGAUCCCUCGGGAAGCGCAACGUGAGCAUAAUGGUAUCAAUCCCAGAGUACUACGAAGGCAAGAGCGUUCUCCUCACUGGAGCUACUGGAUUCAUGGGGAAAGUUCUGCUGGAAAAGCUGUUAAGGUCUUGUCCAAAGGUGAAAGCAGUUUAUGUGUUGGUGAGACACAAAGCAGGGAAAGCACCUCAAGAACGUGUGGAAGAAAUGAUCAACUGCAAGCUGUUUGACAGAUUGAGAGAUGAACAGCCAGAAUUUAGACAAAAAAUUAUAGCAGUUGCUAGCGAUCUGACAGAAACAGAAAUGGCCCUUAGUGAGGAGGACAAGGAGAAUCUCAUAGAGUGUACCAACAUUAUAUUUCAUUGUGCUGCUACUAUAAGAUUCAAUGAAAUUUUAAGGGAUGCUGUUCAGCUCAAUGUAAUUGCAACACAACAACUUCUCUUCUUGGCUCAGAGGAUGAAGAAUCUUGAAGUGUUUAUCCAUGUUUCAACAGCAUAUGCAUACUGCAACCAAAAGCACAUUGAUGAAGUUAUCUAUCCACCUCCAGUUGAUCCUAAGAAAUUGAUAGAUUCUCUGGAGUGGAUGGAUGACAGCCUAGUGAAUGAUAUUACACCAAAACUAUUAGGAGACAGACCUAAUACUUACACCUAUACGAAAGCCUUAGCAGAAUACAUUGUACACCAGGAAGGUUCAAAAUUAAAUGUAGCCAUCAUAAGGCCAUCAAUUGUGGGUGCCAGCUGGAAGGAACCUUUCCCAGGCUGGAUUGAUAACUUUAAUGGACCUAGUGGCCUUUUUAUUGCUGCAGGAAAAGGAAUUCUUCGAACAAUGCGAGCCUCCAACAAUGCAGUGGCAGAUCUUAUUCCAGUAGAUGUAGUCAUCAACACAACUAUAGCUGCUGCUUGGUAUUCGGGAGUUAAUAGGUAUAACAGACCAAGAAAUAUUAUGAUAUACAACUGUACAACUGGUGGCACGAAUCCCUUCCGCUGGGGUGAAGUUGAGUGUUACCUAAAUUUGAUUUUCAAGAGGAAUCCUUUAGAACAAGCAGUAAGGCGUCCCAAUAUUAAACUCCAGUCCAACCCUCUUAUACAUCAUUAUUGGACUACAGUCGCUCACAUACUUCCUGCGUUGUUAUACGAUGUUGUUCUCAGGUUGACAGGUCAGAAACCGUGGAUGAUGAAAACAAUAACACGUCUUCACAAGGUUAUGAUGCUAUUAGAGUACUUCACUAGUAAUUCUUGGGACUGGAACACAGACAACGUAAAUAUGCUUAUGAACCAGUUGGGCCCUGAAGACAAAAAGGCAUUUAAUUUUGAUGUUCGACAAUUACACUGGGCAGAAUACAUGGAAAACUAUUGCAUGGGCACUAAAAAAUAUGUACUAAAUGAGGAAAUGUCAGGACUUCCUGCAGCUCGGAAACACCUGAACAAGCUAAGGAACAUACGUUACGGCUUCAAUACUGUGCUUGUGAUCCUCAUCUGGCGUAUUUUCAUUGCAAGGUCACAAAUGGCAAGAAACAUCUGGUAUUUUGUUGUCAGCCUGUGUUACAAGUUCCUCUCUUACUUCAGAGCAUCCAGCACUAUGAGAUACUGAAGAUGACAGUUCUAGCAUUAGGACAUCUAUGCACAUGGUGGUCUAAUGGCACAAAGCCGUAUAAUGUACCUACUCAUCUUGUCUUUUGUAAAAACACAAACUAUUAGAUCUGGAUUGUGAAAUACAGUACAUGUGAUGCUUAAUUGUGUAUUUCUGUGAAGAUUAUAUGGCUGGUACUGGAUCAUUUUGUCAUUAGACAAAUAUGUAGGUUAAAUAUCCAGACAGAUUCACUAUCUAUGUACGAGGAAACCCUUUAGGCCACUGACCAGUGUAACUGUGCAAUUCUGGAAUGCAUUGAAUUAAAAUCUGCCUUAACAUAGUAAACUUAAUUUUUAUUGCAAAUAAGCGCAUUUAGUUAAGGUGAACAAAUUACUGGCUUAGAUGGUAGAUCUAUUUAUUUGAACCUUUUAAAUUGCGAUGAGUUUGUCUGAUUAAUCUUAUGAGAGAUAAGUCUUUGUAAAUUAUUGUAAGUUGUUCAUUCUCUUUAUCAUAUUUUUCUCACUUCCUUCUUAGUGAUUUGAAGGAUGUAAUUAAGAUUACCAAAAGAUGUUAACCAUAAUAAUAAUUUGUUUGAUCUACUCUUGAAAAUACACCUACUGACCCAGAUUGGCUCAUAGGAAAUUGAACUAAUUAGCCUGACCACAGUGUAUGUCCAUGCAGCAUCAGAAUACGCAGCUGAACAUCCCCCCUCAUCCCUCCUCACAAAUGCUUUUUAUACUCCCCCAAAUUGAAGAUGUAAAGGAUCUGCUUGUAUGAUCAAGAAAUGGUCAGAUCCGUUAAAGAUACAGGCAAGGGAAAUAUGCCAUUACAGAUAAUGAGAAUUUUUCAAAAAUGGCAAAGAAAUCAGGAACUUUAAAAACUGAGAUUCAGAACAUCAAAUUGUUUAAGAAAUUUUACACCUUCACUAAGCGAAAUAUGCUUCCCUGCAUGGUUUGAUUUGGCAGGAAAAAUGCAUUUACAAAAUUCCUUGCUAAAAGAUAGGCUUGAUAGAAAUAGGCCAGAAUCCUGCUGGGAAAAUGCAGAGUGGAAAGGCAGUCGUGCAAGUCUUUUUUUCUUUUGUGUACUGUCCUUUGUAUUACCUCAUCAGGAAUGGAACUGGGUAGUUUGUCUGAAGGAUAGGCUGCUGGAGAAAGGGAAAUGGGGUAUGAUUGGCCUUGCAUGCAAAAUAAGAUUUUGGCCAUAAUACUUUAAAAUAGCCAUUUAAAGCUGAGCUAUAAAAAAAUUCUGUGUUAACAUUAGUGGAAUUUUUAUAUAGAAUUGACCACAUACAUCUGUUUGACACAGGAGUAAACCAACUAACUUGUACCACGCCUUUUAAAAAAUUAAUAUGCUUAAGUUAAUUGUGAACAAAUCCUUGAUGAAUCAUACAAAUGUUUUACACAAGGCAUAUGUCAUUCUAGUUCCACAGGCAAAGCUGCUUUUGCAACUCUGGAAAUCUGUCCUGCAAGGUUGCAUUUGACUUUAGAGAGAGAACCUCAUUGUUGAUGAUUCUCUGAAGUGCUUAACUGUAUGGUGUAAUUUUAAAAAAGUGUAUAAUCUUUCCAGAGAUACAAAAUGUUACAUGGUCAAGGACCACACCAUUAAGAAGUGUGUGAGACUGGUGUGACACUGGUAGAAAUAUAAUAAAUUGUGGGUUCUGUGUUUUUUUUUUCACUUGACUGCAAUAUUCCUACUAUAUGUUGUUACAGCUGCUCCCUGACUUGAAACUUGACAUUUGGCAUGUUGUGGACUUAAUUUUGCACAAGAUGCCUGGAACCCAAGAAGCUACCAUGGAAUGUGUGUAUAUGUGUUUGUGUGCGUAUACAUGUGUGUGAACUUGGUGAGAGAAACAAUUACAAAAAAGCUUAGAUUUUCAUUUUAGGCAGUCGUUUUUAGCUCUAUACCUUGUUUUUAUGAAACAAAUACUUGCUAUCCACUUAAAUAAAUGCAGCUGAGAAAACACUGCUACUGUCCAUAAUACCAAAAUAUAUCUGAUGAUUAACUAAUGGAUUCCUAAGAUAUUAGUUCAGUAUGAAUGGUUGCCUAAUGUUCUUGUGCAACAACAUGCUGUAUCACAAAAAUUUCUAGAGUUCCACACAGAUCUGGCUGCUGAAGGCAUUUUCUUAAAUCUAGCAAGUGUUGCUAGUCAUAAUAAUGUUGCAAGUAUGUUUUUCAGACUUCUUAAUUUUGAAUACUGUACUAUCCAUAUAUAUGAGUGUUAGUCUAAGAAGUCUCAUUGGUUUUAAGAAUCUGUCAGUCAUAAAUGAAGGAAGAACAUUCAGAAGAUCACUUAGUAGGAGUGCCGGAAUUUAAAAUUUGGGACCAUAGGAAGAACUUUACAAUGGAGUUUUCUUCUAUAGGAACAUUCUGGCAAGAAAAUUUUAAAUCGUAAGCUUUUUAUAAACUAGAAAUAUUGGGUGCCUUUGUUUGUAAACCAAAAAUAAAAAUAAGCCUGAAUAUGAUCUUUGUUGAAUUCAUCAAGUUUAUUUUAAUUGCCCAGAAAUUUUAACUGAAAACAUCAUAUGCUUUGAAGUAGACAUUAAUAUGUUCUGUACUUUGAAUAGAUAGCAGUAAGACUUUUCUAAGUGUUUUUAGUAUUCUACACAAGAAAAGCAACCUAUAUAUCAUGGCCAGUUUUUCUUGUUAAGCUCAACAGGUGUUUUUUAAUUUCCAUCUUGAAAUGAUAAAAUCAGUGCCAGUGUAACUAUUAUAUUUCUUAAGCAAGUGGAAAAAGUUAACCAAUUACAAUGUAAUUGUUACCUUACUGCAUAAAGGAUAAUUCUGUGCAUUUUUAUUCAAAGUAAGUCCCAGUGAGUUAAUUGGUACCAACAUCUGGUAAAAACCUAUAGAACAACAUAUUUCUUUAGCACUUACUUUGUUUCAGAAAAUUUUAGACCUUUACGUGCAACAAAUUCAAUUUAUUUAAUCUUUUUAAAUCUUCUGCGGUAAGAGUAAGGUGCAUUGUCAGUCUUAAUAUAUGAUAGCUUUGCACAAAAAAUGUGUAACUGCUGUGUGCCAUAUUCAGGUCCUGUAGGGCUCAAAAAAAGAGGUGCAGUCAUUUUCUCUUAGAUACUUCAACUUAACUUGUAGUAUUAAAAUUAGCAGAAACCGCCACUUCUUCCUUGUUGUUAAAAUGCAAGCAACCAGACUGACCAAGGGUUAGAUUUUGAUUCAUGAAUGAAUCAAGCAUUUUCUACUGUUCUGCAUUAUCUUGUUAUCCUACUCACAGUUAAUCUUUUGCUUUAAAUUAUGAUGGUAUAGAACUACUUUAUAUGGUCUGAUAUGUGAAGGCUUUAUAUCUGAUUGUCCAAAUUUAAAGUAAUAUAAUGGACAGAAAUGAAACAGUUAAGUCAUCUGCAUCAAGUGAUCAUGUUUACAUGCCAUGGAAUGGGAUAUAUGAUGGCAGGAUUCUUCAGUUAUCACCAGCCCUUGAUCACAUAGAAUUAAAAGCAGACAAAUAUGUAAUAUACCUAUUGUAUAUCAUGUUAUUAAAGUAGAAGACACUUUUCUACAGAAAGGUUUUGCAGUUUUCCCUCUGGGAUGGAACAGGAAAAUACUAGUAAAGUUCUUUUAGAAUUAUGUUUCAUAGUCACAGAGCAGUGACUGAGAAAAAGAUCAUUAAUAAGUGUAUUAAUAGAAUUAUGUCCAGAUUAAGAGAAGUAAUAGUACUUCUCUACCAUCCUUUUAUCAGUUUCCACUUGGAAUACUUUAUCCAGUUCUCUGCACCAAGAGCAUAAGGGUAUUGACAAGUCAGAACAUGUCCAGAAUAGGAGGGCAAAUGUUGAAAGAUAUGGAAACUGAGCCUGUGAGGAAUGUAUGAAGUUGUAUGCUUCUCUCUGUGAAGAUUGAGAGGUGAUAUACUUCAAAUGUUUAAUAUUACUACCAUGCAAAAGAUGGUGCAGUCUUGUUUUCUUUGGAGUGUGAGAACUUAAUUGGAAUCAAAUUGUAAGAAAGGAGAUUUUGACUAAACAUUAGGGACAACUUCCUCAUGGUAUCAUCUGUUCAGCAAUGCAACUGCCAGCUCAGAAUAUACUGGACUCUCCUUUGCUGAAGGCUUUAAAACAGUAAUUAGAUGGCUAUAUGGGAAGGAUGCUUUAUCUUUGGAUUUUCUGUACUAGCAGGGGUUGGAUUAGAUCACACCUGGAGUCUAUUUCAGUUCUAAUUAUAUGCAAACAUUUUGUGAAAGUCUUGCAUGAGCACAUAGUAUCAGAAAUAAAUUUAUCAUAUAGGAGGAAAUUUCUAAGUCGCGGCUUUUAAGAUAAAAACUACACUAUAAUUCAGUCAAAAAGAAAAUAACUGAAAUUCUUAGCACCUGAAGGAAGAUUACUAUACUAAGGACUCCAGGUACCAUCACAUAUUAGUAUUCAGGCCUCAUGCUUGUUCUCAGAUAACCCAUGUCAAACUACUUUACCCUUGGUAUUAACAGGAAAGGCUUCUAAACAGACUGUCUUGAUACCUGUCGUGUAGUUAACAUGGUUCAGUAUUGUAGCUAUCCCAAACUCACUUUGUUUCUUAUUCUGUCCUGAACAAGAAAAGAUGUAUUAACAUUAAUGUCAACAAUGUCAAAAUACUGGUUAUGUGUGAGUUACGAAUAAAAGAUUGCACCAACAAUUGA